Molecule: messenger RNA, 2951 nt
Organism: Tuber melanosporum (Perigord truffle)
Lineage: Eukaryota; Fungi; Ascomycota; Pezizomycetes; Pezizales; Tuberaceae
Exons: 4
Coding region: 641-2818 (725 amino acids)
Biological process (GO): L-glutamate transmembrane transport; aspartate transmembrane transport; malate-aspartate shuttle
Molecular function (GO): L-glutamate transmembrane transporter activity; calcium ion binding; L-aspartate transmembrane transporter activity
Source: RefSeq, a predicted model, not a curated record
AAAACUUCUCGCCAUCCAGUGAAGGAGAAACAUCGAUAGUUGAAACCCAUUUUUACCUUUUCCACGACUCCUGCAACUAAUGCAAAGUGGGUGUUGCGGCGGCACCAUUCUCAUGGAAUGUUUUUUUUUUCUGUUGAGCUCACGUCCAUCUUAGAGUCACCCUUCACUGGAGGGACGAACAGGGCAUCCCCCAACCCUUACUCCUCGCUACCGACAAGGGAUAGUGCAACCUGAUGAUGCCCCUGGCGGUCAAACUUUGCCUUUUCGGUCCCAGCAAAUCAUGGCUGGAGAACCCGUUCAACCUAUCUUUCUCUUUACCAAUUGUGCUUCUCUUCCAGCUCUUCCUCUGCCUGUUCUCUCUUCUCCUUUCUCUAAUUGUUUCUUAACCCCCUUCGACUCGAUCUAGCGUGCGUUUGCCCCCCUCCGCUGGGCCGACUACUCCCCUCAAGCCUCUUUCCUUCCUCACCUUUUUGUCAACUCCACUCACUCCUUUUUUUUCUUUUUUUGCUAAUUUCUCAUCCAUUCAACUCCCCCUUCCUUUCCUUCCUACGUCCUUCCUGUUUUUCGCAGGGAUAUUGUUCGCUCAAGUGGUGUUGCUCACGGAAAGGAUUUUUGAAGAGCCCCAUUUCGCCCCAAAACAAUGGCAGCUGUGCCACCGCAACCCAUCCAAGAUUCUUUGCUCGGGGUCGGGCAGCAGCCGACACUCACUUCCAAUAUCAAGGAGAAUUUCGAAAAGUUUGCAUCAAUUUUUGAACCGACUACUGGUGAGAGGCUGAUGACCAGAGAGAAUUUCAUUGAUGCGAUCGCGCCCCCGGAUCAGGAUUUCCACAAAAUUAAACGAGAUCAGUACUCGAUCCUCUUCGAUAUCGCGGAUAGGCGCAGACAAGGUGUACUGAACAUUCAAGACUGGGCAACGUUUGAAGACCUUCUUGCCAAACCUGAUGCGGAAUAUCAAAUCGCCUUCAGACUUUUCGAUGUGGAGGGAAGUGGUUGUGUGAAAUACGAUGACUUUGUGACGUUCUAUACCCGCAGCAAAGGGCCCAGUAGCCUACCUUUUGAUUGGACCAGCGAGUGGGUUGCACUUUACCUUGGGGGUAAGAAUGGCCGAAGGAACCUUUCAUAUCCUCAGUUCUCACAGAUGCUUCGAGGACUUCAUGAUGAGCGUGUCAGGCAAGCCUUUUGCCUCUAUGACAAGAACAAGUCCGGCUCUAUUGAGCCCGAGGACUUCGAACGAAUUAUUCUUGAGACUUCGAAACACAAACUCUCCGAUCAUCUUCUCAACAAUCUCCACACAUUAUCCCACAUAUCGGCUGGGUCAAAAAUAAGCUAUGCAAACGUACGCGCCUUCCAGAACGUCGUUCGAGAAAUGAAUAUGAUCGAUCUUAUCAUUCGGAAUGCUACUGCCAAAUCAACCGAUGGCAAGAUUACCAGGACCGAUUUCAUGAAUGAGGCAGCAAAGAUCACUCGUUUUGAUCUCUUCUCUCCUAUGGAGACAGACAUUCUCUUCCAUUUUGCAGGACUCAAUAAUACCUCCGGGAAGCUUUCUAUUACCGAUUUCUCCCGUGUGCUCGACUCCUCAUGGCGAGAGCCCCAGUUCCACCCACCACCUAUUGUUACCGGAUCUCUUCCUACAAUUCCUUUCAUAUUACACAAACACGGGAUUUUUGGCCAAGCCUUGGAUGCAGCAUUCAAUUUCGCGCUGGGAUCAGUUGCUGGUGCAUUUGGGGCCACGAUUGUAUACCCUAUCGACUUGGUGAAGACUAGAAUGCAGAAUCAGCGCAGCAAAGUUGUCGGAGAGCUCAUGUAUAAGAACAGUAUUGACUGCGCCAAGAAGGUUAUUCGCAACGAAGGCUUCCGCGGCCUUUAUAGUGGCUUGGGUCCACAACUUAUUGGUGUUGCGCCCGAAAAAGCCAUCAAACUUACGGUUAAUGACUUGGUAAGAGCGAAAGCCAAGAGCAAAGACGGAGAGAUCUCCUUACCUUGGGAGCUCAUCGCCGGUGGGUCUGCUGGGGCUUGCCAAGUUGUGUUCACCAACCCUCUCGAAAUUGUCAAGAUUCGCCUGCAAGUACAAGGGGAGGUGGCCAAAAAUGUUGAAGGUGUCCCCCGGCGCUCGGCCUUAUGGAUAGUGAAAAAUCUCGGUCUUGUAGGCUUAUACAAGGGAGCGAGUGCAUGUUUGCUCCGUGAUGUUCCAUUUUCGGCAAUCUACUUCCCAACCUAUUCUCAUUUGAAGAAAGAUUGGUUUGGCGAGAGUUUGACCAAAAAGCUUGGUAUUCUACAACUUCUCAUAUCCGGUGCCAUGGCAGGUAUGCCAGCUGCUUACCUCACAACUCCUUGUGAUGUAAUCAAAACCAGGCUACAAGUGGAGGCAAGGAAGGGACAGACUCACUAUCGUGGAUUAAUCCAUUGCGCCUCAACUAUCUGGCGUGAGGAGGGAUUCAAAGCUUUCUACAAAGGUGGUCCGGCGAGAAUUCUUAGAAGCUCUCCACAAUUUGGAUGCACCCUCGCCGCAUAUGAGGUUCUCCAAACCCUUUUCCAUGCGCAAGGAAACAAUACUACUGAAUCCAAGGGUUCCGCCGCUGGCAUUCAAUCCACAACUAUGCCAUCCCGGGUAAUUGCGCCACUUCCGUACUUGCGCAGCAGGAAUGCUCUCAAGUUGAUCUUGGUUUACCCCCCCCCUCCGAUUCUUCAUCUCAUCAGGCUUUCCCUACUUACACUCUUUGCCCAGGAUAUUGAUGAGAACAUUGGCCGCCCGAAGCAUCCUCGCACAAAAGAGGCAUUCGCUUCGAUACCUGGUCUUGCAAGGGCCCAACAGCGCUAGACACCAAGUGUUGCAGAUAACGAAAAAGGUUCGGAGUUUGUCUUUGAUUGCAAGAAAGAAAAUACCUCCUAGACUUUUAGAUUAGAUUUCCGAACACCUAGAAUUAGCUUUAUUUCUAGACAAGUACUCAUAC